Morchella sextelata is the source of this 447-nucleotide messenger RNA. RefSeq lists its product as uncharacterized. NCBI's taxonomy places the organism in Eukaryota, Fungi, Ascomycota, Pezizomycetes, Pezizales, Morchellaceae. Bases 1 to 447 code for a protein of 148 amino acids. The record is from RefSeq and is a predicted model, not a curated record. The transcript has a single exon.
AUGAAUCCAAACCCCACCUACCUCGCCAACGCGGCCCGUCACAUGGCCACCCUCGAGCGGGACCUCCGAUGCAACAAGGCAGUUCUGAAAUGCCGCCUCCGGGAGCUCCGCCGUGCCGGCGAGGAUCUCCGUAGCCACCGCACCCUUCUACAAGACCACGGAUACCUCUUCGAUGUAGAAGCCACUCUGUUCGAACGCGAUGUACUGACAGUCCGUUUUGAACUUACCGUCCGUUCACACAACGAUCUCACAAUCCUGGAAAGCGAGGCGAUGGAUAUCGUCCACGAUUUACGGAGAAUCCAGCACAUGAUCCUAUGGGAGAUCGAGGGCCUCAAGAAGCUCAUGGAGGGAAACGAGGCAAACUGGGUGUAUUCUCACUGUUCUUCCAGCCUGUUCUGGCUCUGCGUCAAGAUCAUCUGUGACCCGACCGGGAAUUCCUCGAACUAG